AUGAGUAAUGCUCAAACUUUACAUGGGCAAUCUCUCAUCAUGCAGUCUCAACCAUUGGAUAUCACCCCUAAUAUACAACGUUUCCAACAAGUAUCCCAGCAACCAUCAACUACUCCGAUGCAAAUUACUGAAGCUUAUUCUCAACCUGUACGGAAAAUUGUUUUUAAAAUAAUUGAUCCUAAUACAGGCCUUCAAUCAACUUUGAAUGAAAUAACUCCUGAUAAUAUACCUUCAAUAACUGAGCGUUUAAAGGCAUUGUCAAUUGACACUAUAGAGCGUCUAGAGAAAACUAUUGAUUUAGUUUUUGAAAAGGCAAUUGAAGAGAAAUCUUUUGCACAUCUAUGUUCAAUUUUAUGUUCAUCUAUGCAGUUAGUAGAAGUUAGUACUAAAUAUGGCCAAACAGCAUCUUUUAAAAAGUUAAUAAUAAGCAAAUGUCAAAGCCUGUUUGAACUAGACAAGGCCCAAGAAAUGGAUGCUGCUAAGAAACUCAUUGAAAUCAAUUCUUGCAAAAAUCCAAAAAAGAAAAAAGAACUUCAACUUGAAUUUGAAGAAAAUGAAAGAAGAUUACGCAAACGUUCUGUAGGAAAUUGCCGAUUUAUGGGUGAAUUAUUUAAACAAAAAAUUCUUACUCCAAAUAUUAUGCUGUAUUGCAUUGUGAAUUUAGUCACUAAACAUGAUGAAGUAUCACUCGAGUGUUUAUGCAUUUUAUUAAAGACAGUUGGAAAAGAACUAGAACAAUCUUACGAUUUAAAUGAUACUUUUGAUAAAUUAACUGCAUUAACAUUCAGCAACAUGAAAUCCAAGAUUUCAUCUAGAAUACAAUUCAUGAUACAGGAUGUCAUCGAUUUACGUAGGCACAAAUUUAUAUCUGAAAAACAAGAUCGUUAUCGAGGUGGUGGAUAUAAAAGUCACCGUGAAAAUAAGAAUGGAAUAAAUGUUUCUCAAAAUAACACUAAGUAUAAGAAACAACACUAUAUUAUUGACCAAUCUAAUCUACAAGGUUUUAAGGAAAACUCACCUGGUGGUGCAACCUUAAGCCCACCUAAAUGGUCAUUUACCACUGGUAAAAACAUGACAUUUACUAGCAGUAACUCAUAUUCAGUUCUUAAUGAUCAUAAAAAACCAUCAAAUUCUCCACAAAUUAUAUCAAAUAAAACCUCAACACGGAAGCUUCAGUUUCCUCGAUCCAUUCCUUCAAUAAAUUCUUCUAGUUCACGGCCUACAAAAUCUAUUGAAGAACCAGUAUCAGAAUUGGACUCAGAAAUAGUUAAUGCAAUUAAUUUGAAAUGUUUAAACCUCCUUUAUGAAUAUGAGCAAAUGCAAAAUUUAGAUGAUAUAAUUGAUUCAUUAUUGAAAGAUGAAACUUCAGUGAUCCAUACAAGAUAUGAAGCGUUUGUUAGAUCAAUGUCAUUUAUAAGUUUAGAUAAUAGUUCAACUACCCAAUCAACAGUAGCAGGAAAGAUUUUUGCAGAACUUGUAUCUAUACAAAUUCUAUCUAUGGACGCCAUAAUUCGAGGAAUUGAUGCUGUCCUUAAAGAUUCCAAUGAAUAUUUGAUUGAUUACCCUAAUUUUUUCUCUCAUAUUGCAGCCAUUAUUGCUCCAAUAUUGUCAUCACAGAAUGCUUCGUUCGAUUUCAAUAAUUUAAAAGAUUUUUGUACAUCUAUACGACCAAACACUUCUAGUAUAUUUUUUACCGAAGUAUUGAACGAAUUUCGUUCAAUAAAUUCUUCUAGUUCACGGCCUAAAAAAUCUAUUGAAGAACCAGUAUCAGAAUUGGACUCAGAAAUAGUUAAUGCAAUUAAUUUGAAAUGUUUAAACCUCCUUUAUGAAUAUGAGCAAAUGCAAAAUUUAGAUGAUAUAAUUGAUUCAUUAUUGAAAGAUGAAACUUCAGUGAUCCAUACAAGAUAUGAAGCGUUUGUUAGAUCAAUGUCAUUUAUAAGUUUAGAUAAUAGUUCAACUACCCAAUCAACAGUAGCAGGAAAGAUUUUUGCAGAACUUGUAUCUAUACAAAUUCUAUCUAUGGACGCCAUAAUUCGAGGAAUUGAUGCUGUCCUUAAAGAUUCCAAUGAACAUUUGAUUGAUUACCCUAAUUUUUUCUCUCAUAUUGCAGCCAUUAUUGCUCCAAUAUUGUCAUCACAGAAUGCUUCGUUCGAUUUCAAUAAUUUAAAAGAUUUUUGUACAUCUAUACGACCAAACACUUCUAGUAUAUUUUUUACCGAAGUAUUGAACGAAUUUCGUUCAAUAAAUUCUUCUAGUUCACGGCCUAAAAAAUCUAUUGAAGAACCAGUAUCAGAAUUGGACUCAGAAAUAGUUAAUGCAAUUAAUUUGAAAUGUUUAAACCUCCUUUAUGAAUAUGAGCAAAUGCAAAAUUUAGAUGAUAUAAUUGAUUCAUUAUUGAAAGAUGAAACUUCAGUGAUCCAUACAAGAUAUGAAGCGUUUGUUAGAUCAAUGUCAUUUAUAAGUUUAGAUAAUAGUUCAACUACCCAAUCAACAGUAGCAGGAAAGAUUUUUGCAGAACUUGUAUCUAUACAAAUUCUAUCUAUGGACGCCAUAAUUCGAGGAAUUGAUGCUGUCCUUAAAGAUUCCAAUGAACAUUUGAUUGAUUACCCUAAUUUUUUCUCUCAUAUUGCAGCCAUUAUUGCUCCAAUAUUGUCAUCACAGAAUGCUUCGUUCGAUUUCAAUAAUUUAAAAGAUUUUUGUACAUCUAUACGACCAAACACUUCUAGUAUAUUUUUUAAUGAAGUAUUGAACAAAAUUCAUUCAAUAAAUUCUUCUAGUUCACGGCAUAAAAAAUCUAUUGAAGAACCAGUAUCAGAAUUGGACUCUGAAAUGGCUAAUAAAAUUAAUAGGAAAUGUAAAAACAUCCUUCUAGAAUAUGAGCAAAUGCAAAAUGUAGAUGAUAUAAUUUAUUCAUUAUCGGAGGAUAAAACUUCGAUUAUCUGCACAAGGCAUGAAGAGUUUGUAACAUCAAUGUCUAUUAUUACUUUAGAUAGUAGUCCAAUUACUCGAACAUUGGUAGCAGGAAACAUUUUUGCAGAACUUUUAUCUAAGAAAAUUCUUUCUAUGGAUGCCAUAACUCGAGGAAUUGAUGCUGUCCUUAAAGAUUGGAAUGAUUAUUUGAUGGUUUACCCUCAAUUGUUCUCCUAUAUUGCUGCUAUUAUUGCUCCAUUAUUAUUAACACAGGAUGCUUCCUUCGAUUUUAAUAAUUUAAAAGAUUCUUGUACAUCAAUACGACCUGACAAUUCUAGUCAAUUUUUCACAGAAGUAUUAAAUAAAAUUCUUAGUUCCAAGGAAACUCAGAACAUUAAAGAACAACUAGAUGGUAUAUUGUGGAUUUACAAUAAGUGGAAUGCGUCAGAAAAUGUUACUCUUGACGCCUUUAUGCCUAACAACCAAAUAAAUAAAUAUUUAAAAAAAGACCAAAUCGGAAUAUUGAUUUUAUCUAUUGUCAUUUAUGAUAAAAUGAAGCUGACUAAUAAUAAACUACUGUACAAUACAUUGCAAAGCUGGAUAUGUACUAAUAUCUGUGAAGAAAUAAUAAAAAACCCUUUGUUUGUGAAAUCAUUAACCAUAGCUAUUGUCAUUGUAUGUUUGAAGUUAAAUCAUUCAUAUGAGGAUUUCUUUGAUCCUGUUCACUUGAAAUUGUUGAGCCAUUUUAUUGAAUUUGAACCACUUCCAGUACAUGAAAUCCAGGCACGACAAGUACAAUGUAUGUACGGCAUUCAAAUAAUGUCUGCUACUCUUAAACAUCCUAGAGGAAUGGUAUUAAAACUGUUCAAUAAACUCUAUCAUCAUAGAGUUAUAAGUAAAGAAUCGUUUGAACUAUUCAUACAAGAAUAUGAAGAAAUAACUGAAAAAUAG
This is a messenger RNA of Macrosiphum euphorbiae (potato aphid), 3861 nucleotides long. NCBI's taxonomy places the organism in Eukaryota, Metazoa, Arthropoda, Insecta, Hemiptera, Aphididae. The record is from the annotation of a GenBank genome assembly.